AUGCGGGGUCGCGGAAACCGCCGCGGAGUGCUCGCGUUGGCGCUAUGGCUCCUGGCGGAGAGCGUGCUCUUUUCCCUGUUGGCGCACCACGCGGAAAGCGCAGCGGCGCAUCCUCCGCUCGCCGCGGAUGGCAGCAGAGAUCCGCAGAGAGAGGCGGAGCGCGACUCUGAAUCCCCGGUAGAGGAGACGGUCGGGCGCGUGGGGGAGAUGGAAGCGGAACUUCAAGUCGAGGGGGGGAGGAUUUCUGGAGUGGCGGGAAAGAGGGGGCGAGCAGUAGGAAGGGAAAGAGGUGGCGGGGAAAUGGUACUAACGGGCGGAGUGGGAGGUGGGGAAGGGGAGGGAACAGAUGAUACACCCGAAAUUCAGAAAGAAUGGGGCUAUGCCAUAUCCUUCGAGCAGAAGAAGCAGCAGCUCAGGGCGCUCAAGGCGCAGGGCCGCUGCAACGACCACCCCAAGCUUUUCCGCAAGUGGCUCUGGGAGAGCGCCUUCCAGGAAGGUUCCCUUGCGUGGGUGCCUCAGCCCGGGAAGUACAUUCUCAUGGAUUGCCAGAGGAGCCAGGCGAGCAACCGCAUAGGGUGCAUUCGGCGGCAUCUGCUGCUAGCAGGCAUGCUCAAUCGUACCCUCGUGGUGCCCUUAAAGCCCGAUGAAGUUUCCCGCUUCUACGACCGCCGCACCUUCCUGCACCUGCCACACCUGCACCGCUGCUACGGGCCCCGCUCUGCCAUCCCGCUCCAGCAGCUUCGGGAGGAGGUUCGGGGGGCAGCGGUGAAUGGGGGCAGUAUGAGUGCAGCAGCGGCGCGACGAGGGAAAGGAGGUGCUGGAGGCGGCGGGAGAGAGGAGGCAGGGUCUGCAGGAGAGUCUGCUGCUGUUUCUGAGGCGCCUCAGGAGACGGAAGAGGAGGGGAGUGAGGAGGAAGGUGCAGUGAUGGUGCAACAGGUACUGUGUCCAUACGUGGCAUGCUACAUGCAGCCAUGGGCGAGCAAGCCUUCCGUGCUUCCCGAGCUAGAGGGCGUGGUAUACCACAACAUGACGUGGACUACCCUCAACAUGCCUCUCUCCCACAUGUUCUCUCUCUCGGAUCUUCGUGCCCUGGAAAGCUCCCUCCUGCCGUCUGCUGACGUUGUGCUGUUUGGAGACUCCUACCAGUGGAACCUUUACGGAAACCUCUCGAAGAGCGUGGGGCUGCCGUUUGGGGGUAGUGGUGGUGGUAGUGGUGGUGGAUCAAGGGGUGGUGAGUGUGCGAAUCGUCUUGCAGUGCAGCCGCACCCGGCAGUGCUGGAAGCAGCCUUGGGAUUCGUGCAGCAGGUCAUCUGGAAAUCUCCAAUCACCUCCUCUUCCUCUUCCCUGUCCUCGUCCUCCACCUCGUCAUCUCCCUCUCCUUCCUUUUCCUCCUCCUCGUCUUCGCCUCCCUCCUCUUCCUCCACUGCCGUUUCGCCUGUCGUCCCAAUACCAGAGGGCAUUACACCAGCAGCCGAUGCCUCCGCAAUGCCUUUCACCGCUGCUGUCGCUGCAGCAGGCCAGAACAGUGCUGCAGAGGCUGGCGCAAGACAGCAGCAGGGCAGUGUGAGCAGUGAGAUGAUGGGCAGUGGGGGGGAGCAGAGGCAGCCGCAGCGGUACCUGGCUGUGCACUGGCGGAGGGGGGAUCUGCUGCUGCUGUAUCAAAAGAUUCUGGCGUUUCUCACUGUGAAGAACGCUGGGAGAUGCAUUGUGGAGAGGAUGGUGAGAUCCGGGAAUAUUUCCACGGUGUUCCUUGCAACGGAUGCCGAUGAGCAAGAGGUGGGGCAGCUGGAACGAGUGAUUAGGAGCCAUCUGCCCGGGGUGGAGAUCGUGCAACUGCCGGAGGAGCUGACAGGGCAGCCUUGGGCGAAAGUGCUUCAACCGUUUCGGUUUCAGAACCAGGCGUUGCUUCGGGCGACACUUGACAAGGCCGUCUGUGCGCUGGCUGAUGUUUUCAUGGGAACACCGAAGUCUUCGUUCUCGUCUGAUAUCGAGCGGCUGAGAACAGGUUUCAGAAUAUCCACUUGUGAAGAUGAGUAUAUAUGUGAGAGCAUGUUAAGAUAG
Closterium sp. Naga37s-1 is the source of this 2061-nucleotide messenger RNA. Lineage: Eukaryota; Viridiplantae; Streptophyta; Zygnematophyceae; Desmidiales; Closteriaceae. The record is from the annotation of a GenBank genome assembly.